Messenger RNA from Stegastes partitus (bicolor damselfish), 1557 nucleotides. The record is from RefSeq and is a predicted model, not a curated record. Lineage: Eukaryota; Metazoa; Chordata; Actinopteri; Pomacentridae.
AUGCCACUUGCUUCUGAUGAAGAGAUUGGGGCCAGCAAGCUGGCACCAGGCUCUCCAGAAACUGUUGACUUGGGUCUGGAUUUCUUGAAGUCUUUUAUAGGGUUGGACAGAAAGCUUCAGGAGGAAACAAGAAAAAGGGAGAAAGCUGAGAAAGAAGUGGAGCCUCUGAAGAAGCAGCAGGAGACCAAGGUGGAGGAUUUAUCAGCUGCGGUCCAGACGCUCAAAGAGGAGAAGAAGAAGAGUCAGUCUCAGUUAGUUGGUCCACGUGAGCCAAUCGUUGCCAGAGUUGGCGAUGACGUUGUUUUGCCGUGUCACCUGAACCCUGCAGUGGACGUAUUCGAGAAGACGUUGGAGUGGUCGAGGUCGGACCAGACCGGCAUGCUGGUCUACGUGUGGCGUUCUCGUCACGAGUUCGAACAGGCCAAACAUCCGUCCUACAAAGGACGAACAUCGCUGUUCGCCGACCAGCUGAGACACGGAAACAUUUCACUGAAGCUGUCCAACCUGAAGCUCUCUGACAAAGGAACCUACAGGUGUUUCAUCGUAGAAGACAACAAACGGAUUUUCACACAACUUGUUGUUGUGAAUCAGUCCAACCAGCAGCAGCAGCAGAACCACCAUCACGAUGGUGAACACGGUCCUCAGGAGGAGAUAAAUACGGGUCGAAUGGUCUGCAGAGGAUUGAAGAGCUGCAAGAACAAGAGAAUAUAUCAGGACAUGAACAGCAUGAAUCAGUUGCAUGACAAGCAGAUCAAGAACAAGGACUGGGAGGCUGAGGAAGAACUGAAUAAACUGCUGAAGAUGAACAAAGAGUUGGACGGAAAGCUUCAGGAGGAAACAACAAAAAGGGAGAACGCUGAGAAAGAAGUGGAGACUCUGAAGAAGCAGCUGGAGACCAAGAUAGCUGAAAUGAAGACCAAGGCUGUAGAAGAUGUGGAGACUCAGACUGAGAACAAUCAGGUUCAUGUUUGGAGGAAAACCAAGCUGCUGGUUCAUAGUCCUCCUCCCACCAUUCAUAGUUGGACAAACAGAAGGAUGAGAAGGCAGAGAAAGAUGUACCGGAUACCGCUUGACUUUCUGUGGAAUCCUAAGCAGGGGCAUACACCAGAACCCAAAAGAAUCAGGGACAAAACUGAAAAUGAAGAAGACAAGAACUGCUCUCAAACCGAAGCAGAGACGCCGACGUUACAUGAAGACGUUGAAAUGCAGCCUUUUCUUAGUGACUUGUAUCUCCAUCGACCCAUGCUUCUUUUGGCUUUUAUCUACGUCCGUCCGAGUCAGGACGAGUCUCAUUUGUCCAAUCAGAUCCUUCGGUUCAAGGCUCGGAUUCCUCAGUGGAGCAACAGCGCUGUCUUCGACGGUCAUCGUGUCUUGGCUGCGUACUUCCACAGCUUCACAACAGAGUUCACUGAAAUGUCACACAAGAGAGAGAAAAACAAAAUUAAUGAACUCACGCUUAAAGUUCCACCCAGCGAGGAAACCUGCAAAGAACAGCACGGCGCCAACAGCCAGAAAUACGACGAUGGAAACAGACGAAACAUCGCCGAGAUCAGCUGA